This is a messenger RNA of Fopius arisanus, 1729 nucleotides long. RefSeq names its product Golgi reassembly-stacking protein 2 (gene Grasp65). The record is from RefSeq and is a predicted model, not a curated record. The transcript is spliced from 5 exons. Gene Ontology annotation, cellular component: Golgi apparatus. Gene Ontology annotation, molecular function: protein binding. The coding region runs from base 217 to 1470 and encodes 417 amino acids. Gene Ontology annotation, biological process: Golgi organization. NCBI's taxonomy places the organism in Eukaryota, Metazoa, Arthropoda, Insecta, Hymenoptera, Braconidae.
CACAUUAAUACAACGACUUGUCAUAACUCUCGAUAAAUAGAGUCCAUUUUCCACACACAUACAAUUGUUCAUACAAAACUCCUGAAGUCAACAGAUUCUGAAGAAUUGCCACGUAAUUCAUUGACAACAUAACAAUACCGUUCCAAUUAAUGAAUAUCAAUCGAUAAAUUCGAUUGCAGGUGCUGUGAGGUUAAUUGUUAUUUAUUUCCUGAAGUGAUGGGUUCGUCACAGAGUCUGGAGAUACCUGGUGGAGGCACCGAGGGCUACCACGUCCUCAGGGUCCAGGAGGGAUCACCAGGGCAGCAGGCAGGUCUCGAGGCAUUCUUUGACUUCAUCGUCUCCAUAGGCAACACCAGACUAGACCAGGACAACGACACGCUGAAGGAGCUCCUGAAGACGAACGUCGACAAGGAACUCCUGGUGACAGUGUACAACAGUAAAACUCAAUCGAUCCGACAAACGACAAUAAUUCCAAGUAUGACCUGGGGUGGACACGGACUCCUCGGUGUCAGCAUACGUUUCUGUUCAUUCGAGGGUGCAAACGAGAACGUGUGGCACGUCCUGGAGGUGCAUCCAUCCUCCCCAGCUGAGCUAGCAGGUCUAAAACCAUUCACCGAUUACAUAAUCGGCGCAGACUCCGCCCUCCACGAGAGCGAGGAUCUCUUCACCCUGAUCGAGGCCCAUGAGUCGAGACCCCUCAAGCUGUACGUCUACAACACGACCGACGACUCCUGCCGGGAGGUCACCAUCACACCGAACACGAGGUGGGGUGGUGAGGGUAGCCUAGGGUGUGGCAUUGGGUAUGGAUAUCUCCACAGAAUACCAGUGAGAAGUGUUCCAGAGGCUAAACCAAUUCACAAUCACUCACAUCUCCAGCCGAAGAUUCCAGUGGCUGCUCAACCACCUCCUGCACAGUAUACAGUCCCAAUGACUCCAACAGCUUCUCCGUCGCCUCCAGUUGUCACUGCUGUCCCUCCAGGAUUCGCCAUCCCUCCGAAUUACACCCCUGGACUGCCCCUUGACUCCCAGACACCUCCAACGAAUCCCAUUUCCUCGUAUCCAUCUGCACCACCACCUCCAGCUCCAGCUCCAGCUCCAGCCCCGGCUCCAGCUCCAGCUCCAGGCGUUGAUGUAGAUCCCAAAUUAAUCGGUGCAUCGACGACUACAGUAAUGGCGUCUCCGGGUCACUACUUCGCGCAGUCCAACAGUUACCCAAGUGUUGAACAGAUGACGGAUCCCCAGGAGCCUUUCAUCCCCGGAAUGCCUCCAGUGGCACCAGGACAGACUAUUCCCCCAAUGAUUUCACCCCUGGUCACACCCCAGGUCGUAACAACCCCUCUAAAUCUCCCUGGGAUGCCACCACUGACUGUCAGCGCGAGUUUACCCCAAUCACCGCCGUUUUACCCCUCUCUCAUCGACCAGAAACCCCUGACCCCUAGCAGUAAUUUAUCACCGUCAGCGUCGGUGUGAAAUCACCCGGGACAAUUAUAUCCAUUUAUUUCAAUAAUUUGUCAAUGCGUAUUUUCCCACUAGCAGUAUGUAAAUAUAAACAGACCUGAGAUAAUGUGGGGAUAAAGAAAAAUUAAAUGUACGCGACAGAAAGAAUUUAUUACAUGAUCAUUGUCUCCAAUAAACAAUGGCAUUAUUCAUAAAUCCUCUCUUUAAUAAUAACAAUUAUCCUCGAUAAACUAAUCCCCGAAUUUGUUGUUGAAUUAUUCUCUGAGUAAUU